UUCUAGGUCCAUCUGCAGCCAGAGGGAUCAUGCAGGCCCUCCUUGCCAUGAUGGCCUGGAUGGCUUCUUCCGUGUCUAGUGCUUCGUAUACAGCAAGUACUUUGCCAGAUAUAUCAGAUGAGGAUUUCAUCAAAAAAUGUGUUCAAAUUCACAACCAGUUCCGGUCCAAAGUGAAUCCAACAGCCAGGAAUAUGCUGUACAUGUCUUGGGACCCAGCACUAGCCCGAAUUGCAAAAGCAUGGGCAAAAUCUUGUCGAUUUGCACACAACCCACAGCUGAAAUCACGGCUGCACCCGAACUUCACCGUAGUGGGGGAAAAUAUCUGGACUGGAUCUUUAUUCCUCUUUUCGGCAUCUUCAGCCAUCUCAGACUGGUACAAUGAAAUCAAGGACUAUGACUUCAGCACUAGGAGAUGCACAAAUGUCUGUGGCCAUUACACUCAGGUUGUUUGGGCAGAUAGUUACAAGGUUGGCUGUGCAGUGCAAUUUUGCCCUAGAGUUUCUAACUUUGAAAGCCUUUCUAAUGGAGCACAUUUCAUAUGCAACUAUGGACCAGGAGGAAACUACCCAACGUGGCCGUAUAAGCGAGGAACCACUUGCAGUGAUUGUCCAGAAGAUGACAGGUGUCUCAACAAUCUCUGCAUUAACCCACAGAGAGAUGCUGUCUCACGUUACUACUCUGUUGACUAUCCAGAAUGGCCCAUAUAUCUACGUAACAGAUACACAUCUCUCUUUCUCAUUGUUAAAUCAGUACUUCUAAUACUGUCUGUUAUAAUUACCAUUUUGGUAAAGCACAAAUACCCUAACUUAGUUCUUGUGGACUAAUGCCAUCAGUGGGGGACUACUUAUUCAUAAGUGGCUAUUUUAAAAUGUUUAAUAGAGCCUUAGAACUGCUGAGUUUCCUAAGUCUACAAAGAGUAAACUCUCCUUUCUACUUGAUGAAUAAGGACUGUCGAGGCUGCCACAGCUAGGCUUUCAGCAAUGGACUUUGGUAAUUAUUAUAAAUCCAAUUGCCCUCACAGCUCCCAGGUUGAGAAUACUUGCUGCUCUUGGGGAGUACCUGUGUUGGAGUCCCAGCACUCACAUGGUGCCUCACAACCACCUCUAGUUCCAGGGGAGCCGAUGCCUGCUUUUGGCCUCAGUGGACACACUGCAUACAUGCAGGUUAGACGCC
This is a messenger RNA of Peromyscus eremicus (cactus mouse), 1173 nucleotides long. RefSeq names its product GLI pathogenesis related 1 (gene Glipr1). NCBI's taxonomy places the organism in Eukaryota, Metazoa, Chordata, Mammalia, Rodentia, Cricetidae. The transcript has 6 exons. Bases 30 to 824 code for a protein of 264 amino acids. Gene Ontology annotation, cellular component: extracellular region. The record is from RefSeq and is a predicted model, not a curated record.